Molecule: messenger RNA, 401 nt
Organism: Dictyostelium purpureum
Lineage: Eukaryota; Evosea; Eumycetozoa; Dictyosteliales; Dictyosteliaceae
Exons: 1
Source: RefSeq, a predicted model, not a curated record
ACCAUUCUUUUACAAAUAAAAAUAUGUGCUGCCAUGAUCAAUAUGAUGUCAAAAAAUUAGAAGAAAGACCAAUUGAUUUUUUUCCAUUUGUUUCACUUUUUAAUUCAGAUAAUGAUAGUUUCCCCGAUAUUGGAGAAGGAUGUACCAAAGCUUGUAAAGAAAAAAUGAUAAAGCUUUCACGUUUAGUCCUAACAAACUAUAUGAAUGCUUUGUCCUGGUACUACCACGAUGUUAAAAUUGGCACUGAUUACGAAUAUUCGGGUCAUUCAUCCUAUAUUUGUUUUAUUAUUGAUGGAUAUAAAUAUGAUCCAGAAUAUUUCGAUUAUACAUUAGAAAUAAAAGAUAACCAAAUUCCAGAUUAUGAAAAAGUUCAACAAGAAAAAAAUAAAGAUAAAAAAUAA